Molecule: messenger RNA, 5006 nt
Organism: Penaeus vannamei (Pacific white shrimp)
Lineage: Eukaryota; Metazoa; Arthropoda; Malacostraca; Decapoda; Penaeidae
Source: RefSeq, a predicted model, not a curated record
UAGACUCCCACACCUGUAGUUUAGCAGCGAGGCCCAGCUUUCUUGCUGCAUUUUCAUCGAAAUGACACUGGUUGACAACCCUGCACUCGGGAAAACAGACGACACUCGAGCUUGUUGUACCGCGAACAUUCAAGGGAUAUCGGUCACAUUUUAUGGCUAUAUUAAUUACCGCCAAAAAUACUUACCUCGCGUAAAAGGGAGGAAGGAGCGAGGGAGAUUGGUGAAGACGAAGACGAAAAAAUGAGGGAGUGAUAACUAAUCCGUAAUGUAAAUCUUUCCAUUGUGCGUUAUAAUAUUUCACACAUGAUACACAGAAGAAACUGGCUGCUCUUUAGUUAUUCCUUGCUCCUCGCUCUAGCUGAACUUCCCGUUUUCUCCUUCCCUAUUUCUUUCCUCCCCUGCCCUAUCUCCUUCAUGGUUGAGGAAAGGGAGCUGAGGUGCCAAGUUUUGGUGGGUGAGGCACUGAGGGGUCCGCCAGCCGCGUGGCGUGCCGGCCCCAGUGCCACCGCUGCCCCCUUGUGCCCAGUUGGCGCCCCGCAUCCACUUCUCUCGCUCACGGAAAAUGUAACGGGUCGAGAUUCAGCUAGUUUCGUUGUUGCUGGAGACCGGGAGGAAGAGGAAGGCGAGAGCGGCGUGCCCCCUCGGCCUUUAUGAAGAUACCUCGGUGACAGAAACUGUGUUGACAGAAGAAUAUUUGAAUACUGACAACUGCAGGGAAGAGACGUGUGUGUUGGAAGUCAACCAGAAGUGAAUUAGAGAUUAGAAAUUUUACUCAAAAUUUGACUCGGAAGAAAAGACCAUAUUAUAUGUGUGUGAAAUUAUAUAUCCAAUGAAUAAUAAGUAGAGUGUAAACUAGCAAAAAAGAAGUAAAGAAAAAAAAAAGAAAGAAAGAAAAAAUUACAAUGACAUCUUUUUGCCGUAUCACCGGGCACGCCCGGAAUCUCCCCAAGCCUUGUUACUUCCCUCUGCUGCCGCCCAUUUCGCCCGCCGACGCUAAAAAGCUAUGCAGAAUCACGGGGAAAGCAUCGACUAUACACUCCUUUUCCCCCCUCGUUUCCUUUGGUAAACCAGUGAGGUUUGAUGGCACAGAAGGCUGUAGAAUAACAAAAUUUGAGGACUUCCAGUACAUGAGCCUCAUAUUUGAAAAAACAAAAGACAAUGAGAAAACAUUUGAUGACCUUGAUGAUGUGCUUAGAAAAAUGAAAAAUAAACGUAAGAAACAGGUGGAAAAGGACCAUGAAUUUGUCUACCACUCAUCGGAGAUGAAGUCCAGCAUCAUCUUCCCGCCGGAAAUGGAGGAGGCGAUUCGAACGGGCGAGUUGGAAAGCGUAUCCAUGAGUAAAGAUCAUAAAUUCGUCAACAUCAAAAUCAAACAAGGGCGGGUCGUUAAAAUAAAUCUUAAGAAGCUUCAGUUAUCAGAAGUUAAUCAUCGUCAAGACCUGUACUUCGGCAGGGGGCAAAACCAGGACGUUCUUGAGCAACAACAAGAACUUCUCAAUGAAAGGAAUAAAAGGAAAGCCAAUACGAUGGCUAGGAAAAAACGCUUUGAAGCACUCGAUGCAAAAGCAGAGGCCGAAGAAUUGAGAGAUACUGUUAAACCUGCUUAUAACAAGCCAAGAGUUAAAUUCAAUGCUAAACAACGAGCCGAAAAAUUAGCAAAGAUGGAAGCUAUGAUGAGAGAACAAGCAACUAAUAAGUCUAUUGUUCUUCCUAAAGUUGACACAACACAUGCACGUGAUGAAGAAUUGCAAUAUGAGAGGAUGUUGCAUGAUAUUUCAUUGGCUUGCAGGACUUCAGUAAAUCUCACAAUAUGUUCCUCUGGGUAUGACUGGCUCGAAGCUCAAGAAGCUAACCAAGCUUUUAAUUGGUUAGAUUUUCCCCAGGAAGAAUUGAUUGAUCCUGUUGAAGUUGAAACAACUAAUUUCAAAGCAGAAGAAGCAGCAGUUAGGGAUGAUAUAUCAAAUCUUGACAUUGUUGUUUCAAUUGAGACUAUUCAGCCUGCAAAACCAACAUCUCAGAACAUAGUUGAAGCAGUGUUCAAGCUAAAGGAUGAAAAGGUCCUGAAGUUAACUGAAGAUGUCAAUGGUGUCCUUAAAACUGUCAAAGAUGAAGCUGAUAUUCCAUCUUUUGCCGAAAUCAGUCAAAUAACUUCUUUCAUGGAAAAAGCAGAAGUUGGAUAUAUGGUUGAAAAUGCUAAAGGAGCACAGUUUGUUACAAAAGAAGAGUAUAUUGUGAGUGAAGCUAAGGCUGUGUCAGGCGCCAUGAUAGAGCUAAAUGAUAAGAAGAAGUUUGUUACUGGCCAAGUAGUCAACCUCGGUGACCAAGAAUCAUUUGUGGCUGGUCAGACAAUUGAAACGCCGGCAGGCAAGAAAUUUGUUCCAGGUCAAACAGUCUUGGACAAAAAGGGUGAAAUCAAGUUUGUUCCUGGUCAGUGUAUAGAGAAAAGUGACGAGAGCAUCGAGUUCGUUGCUGGCCAGAUAUUUAACACUGAAAAUGGUCCUCAAUUUAUACCUGGUCAGAUGAUGGACAAAGGUGACGGCAGGGAAGUGUUCGUGUCUGGUCAAACUAUACACACUGAAGAAGGUCCCAAGUUCAGCCCUGGUGAGGUAACUGUCAAUGUAUAUGGAGAAGACGUUUUUGUUCCUGGAUUGGCUAUGCCAACAGAAGAGGGUGAAAAGUUUGUUGCUGGCCAAGUCUUCCAAACAGAGGAAGGAGUCAGCUUCAAGCCAGGUCAAAUUUUAGACACGGUCGAGGGUCCAUCAUUCGUUCCUGGUAAAACAUUUAAUACUCCUGAAGGUAAAAAAUUCAUCAAGGGCGACAUGGUACAAGGUGAAGAUGGCCAUUUGAAAUUCGAACACACUCCAUUUGAAGUUCCAAAGAUCAGUGAAUGGCUUGUGAUUCCAAACAAGGAACUUCAGCCAGUUGCUGUUGCAGAUACAAGCGUAGCUGGAUUUAUUGUUAAUCCAACAAAUAUGACAGCUAUUCAGUUUGGAGAAAAACUAUACGGUGACAUGGUAGAGACUCAAGACACAGUCCAAUUCUAUGUUCUUGGCAAACUGCCUGAGAGCAUCUCCCCUGAAUCAAAGGUAAUUCCAGGCCAACUUAUUGCCUCUGAGAACGACCAAAGAUUUGUUCCAGGAAAACUUAUGAAUACAGCAGAUGGUGAAAAAUUCGUUCCCGGUCAAGUUGUGAAUACAACCCAUGGCGAAGAAUUCAUACCAGGUCAGAUUGUGGAAAGUACAGAAGGACCUAAAUUCAUACCAGGACAACUUGUCAUGACAUCCCAGGGUGAAAAGUUUGUACCAGGUCAGGUCAUCAUAGAGGAAGAAGGCCCAAAAUUUGUUCCUGGACAGAUCAUACAGACAAAGAAUGGUGCCACAUUCAUUCCAGGUCAAAUGAUGAACACAGAUGAGGGUCAGCUGUUUGUGCCAGGUCAGUUAGUUGAGACAAACGAUGGACCAAGGUUUGUUCCAGGACAGGUUGUUGAGAGUCCAGAGGGUCCAAGGUUCAUUCCUGGUACAAUUAUCGAAACUGAUGAAGGGCUGAAGUAUGUUCCUCCAGAUGCAGAUGAAUACGAUGAAGAGUUUGAGUUCUCUUUCCAGGGCUUCGAAGUAAGUGCUGAAGAACUGAAGCUUCUGAUGACCAACCCCGUUCAUGCUCGCCCCCACUCUUCCAUCCUGAAUGACGAGUGUCUAAUUGACACAGCUACCCUGAAGAAGUUAGCUGACACUGUGGUGGUUCACGGGGUAACACCUGAACCUCCACCUCCCGAAAAGAAAAAGAAGAAAAGGGCGCGAGUACAAAUAGAUGCAGAUGAUACUGAGAAGAUGGAGAUUGAUGAAACUGAUGAAGGUAUAGAUAAGUUAGAGGUGCUUCAAAUGCUUCUGAAGGCUUCGUCUUGCAUUAGUGAAACUAUCAAGGCCAAGGAGAUGAAGAAAUUGUCUAAACAGCUUGGUGACAAGGAACAUGAAUCAUUCUCCUCGGUCCAAGUUGACGCAAUGGCUCGCAUUUUGGGUACAGUUAAUGGGACCGGGGAUUCCUUCCGAGCCUUCUUUGGUGAUGAUGAACUUCUUAUUAGCACAAUCUUGGAGAACAUUGGUGACAUCGAUAACCUUAUCAGAAAUGAUCAGGCCAAGAAAACCCUUCAAACUUCUAUUCAAACAAUUGUUACCAAUCGUUGUGACCAAGAGAUUGAUGACAUCAUUCACCUUCUUAAUAUUAAUCCUGACUAUCUGCUGACAGACACUCGGACACAGAUCUUGCUCACCGAAGCUGUUGGCAUUGUAUGCGUUACUGGUAAUGUGGAAGUGGCCUCGAUGCUGGAGAAGUUUAUUUCAGAGCCUUCAGAUCCCAAUGAACUGCGCAACAAUAAGGAUGUGGUUUCAGUAUUACGCCAACUUAUUGUACUUCACCAGAUGUCAGACCGUGACCCAGAGGUCAGCAGAAUCCUCCAGGUGUUGCAAACUAACCCCGAAGGAGUUAAGGACCGCAGGAAAGUUCGACAGUUGCUAAAGAGUACGAAACUACUUCUCAAAAGCUCGAAAGACGAAAGUACUGUCACUAAAUUCGACAUCCGCCAUGUCGCCUCUUCCAAAGAUAUUCCCACUGAAAUUUUCGAGCAAAUCAAAGAAGACCGGAAGGAAGCCGACAAGUUCCUCAAGAUGCUUCCCGACGAACUCUUCCAAGCCAUCAUGAAGGACAAGCGGUGCGGAGACCGUCUCCUGGAAUCCCUGGACUCCGAGAAGGCGGGCCGAGCCAAAGGCGACUUGGAGAAAUUCAAGAGCGGAAUGGCCAUUGUGGUCACGAAGGAGAAAAUGCAGGCGGUCAUUCCCCGAGAAUUCGCCCGUUCUGUCUGCUACGGUAUUAUGCCGUACAUUCUCAUCGACGAAGAAGGUUUCAAGUUCUUCGAGCGAGGACUGACAGGCAGGAAGCUUGCGCCGGCCAGAGUGAUUGAGAACACGUGGUACAUGCCCGACUCGUACUACCUCACGAAACCGUCAUUUGAG